CUGUCGUCCACUUCAGCAGAAAGUGAGAAGUGGAGGAUGUUUUCCGGACUGCGAACAGACACAAACUUCUCUGUUUUACAACAACAAGUCACCAAACUUGUCGCAGGCGAAUCGCUAUCAUGUUUUUCGUAUUUGUUUUGAUUUUAAUGUUUAACAUGCACGGUGGAAGUGUUUGCCAAAAUGGUAUAAGACCCAACAUAGUUAUGGUGAUGUCUGAUGCAUUUGAUGGGCGAUUGACCUUUGAUCCUGGCAGCAGGGUCGUGCAGCUACCAUACAUUAACUACCUAAGAGAGCUUGGCACCACCUUCCUCAAUGCCUACACCAACUCACCCAUCUGCUGCCCUUCAAGAGCAGCAAUGUGGAGUGGCAAGUUUGUCCACCUGACCCAAUCAUGGAACAACUACAAGUGCCUAGAUGCCAAUGCCACAACAUGGAUGGACUUGUUGGAGCAGAGUGGCUAUCAUAUCCAAAGGAUGGGCAAACUGGACUACACGUCAGGGAGUCACUCUGUCAGUAAUCGAGUGGAGGCCUGGACACGAGAUGUUCAGUUCCUUCUGCGUCAAGAGGGACGGCCAGUGACACAGCUUGUUGGGAACAUGUCUAAAGUAAGGAUCAUGACUCAGGACUGGAAAACCACAGACAAGGCCUCCCAGUGGAUCCGCCACACAGCUGCGUCUCUACACCAACCCUUCGCUCUCUACCUUGGUCUGAAUUUGCCUCAUCCCUACAGAACGGACUCCCUGGGGCCCACAGCAGGAGGAUCCACUUUCCGUACCUCGCUGUACUGGCUCAAGAAGGUAUCUUUUGACCUCAUCUCUGUUCCUAAAUGGCUGCCCAUGUCUGCCAUGCACCCUGUAGACUACUAUUCCACAUUCACCAAGAACUGCAGUGGCAACUUCACUGAGGAGGAGGUCACAAGCAUUCGGGCCUUCUAUUACGCCAUGUGUGCUGAAACAGACGCCAUGCUGGGUCAGAUAAUUUCAGCUCUGAGAGAGACCGGCCUGCUAAACAACACUGUAGUGAUCUUCACGGCUGACCAUGGAGACCUGGCAAUGGAGCACCGGCAGUUCUACAAGAUGUCUAUGUUUGAAGGCAGUUCCCAUGUUCCUCUGCUCAUCACAGGCCCUGGUUUCAUGUCUGGGCUGCAGGUCAGCCAGCCUGUGUCCCUGGUUGACCUCUAUCCCACUAUAAUGGACAUCGCAGGCAUCUCAGCACCAGGUGAUGUGAGUGGCCACUCGCUUCUUUCUCUGCCAUCCAAGUCCAGUGCUGAUCCCCCAAAGCUGCACCCAGACUGGGUUCUGAGUGAAUAUCAUGGCUGUAACGCCAAUGCCUCCACAUACAUGCUUAGAACUGGCCAGUGGAAGUACAUAGCCUAUGCGGACGGCCUGAGUAUCCCUCCGCAGCUUUUUGACCUAACACGGGACAAGGAAGAACUUCAAAAUGUGGUGCACAAAUUCCCAGAUGUCUGGACUAAUCUGGACAAAUUAUUGCGUAGCAUUGUAGACUAUCCAAAAGUCUCCGAGGCGGUCCAUCACUACAACAAACAACAAUUUCUGGCCUGGCGCCAGGGUCUGGGGAGCAAUUACAGCCAAGUCAUUGCUAAUCUCAGAUGGCAUGUGGACUGGCAGAAAGAUGCACCAGCCAAUGAGAGAGCUAUUGAUGAGUGGCUAAAUGGCUCAUCAUGAUAGUUCUAUUAUACUAAAGGCUAUUUUUACUGUAUUUAUAUUGACAGUGGACAACUUCAGUAUAUAAUUUUUCUCCUAAACAUUCACACUUUGGCUUACAGAUUGGCUCUAAGUGUGGGACUAAACCAUAAUAAUUACCCCCUUACCAACACUGUCACAUAGUAUUUUAUUCAUUUUAUGGAUUUUUCUCUGGUAGAAAAACUCAGUAAAUUAUGUUGGCUGUGUGUGUGUGUGUGUUUCUUAAUGAGAGUGUGCAGGCAUGUAUGUGUGCUUGAGAGCAGGUUCACAUGUGAAUUAGACUGGAUCUGAUUCACCUAGUGAUCUCUCCCUGCUGUAAGACAAUAUAACUAAUGGGUUUUAUGUAAUGAUGUUGGUUUUAUUCUUAAAAAUGAAGAAGGCUCUGAUGUCAAAGUGCGUAGACAUGGACAUGACUUGUGGCACAGCAUUGUUAUAUUGCACAAAUAAAGUUUUCUGGGA
Molecule: messenger RNA, 2162 nt
Organism: Myripristis murdjan (pinecone soldierfish)
Lineage: Eukaryota; Metazoa; Chordata; Actinopteri; Holocentriformes; Holocentridae
Gene: arsk
Product: arylsulfatase family, member K
Exons: 8
Coding region: 120-1685 (521 amino acids)
Molecular function (GO): arylsulfatase activity; glucuronate-2-sulfatase activity
Source: RefSeq, a predicted model, not a curated record